Messenger RNA from Zygotorulaspora mrakii, 333 nucleotides. It is a transcript of the gene CYC7, whose product is annotated as cytochrome c isoform 2. The record is from RefSeq and is a predicted model, not a curated record. Gene Ontology annotation, biological process: mitochondrial electron transport, ubiquinol to cytochrome c; mitochondrial electron transport, cytochrome c to oxygen. Gene Ontology annotation, molecular function: heme binding; electron transfer activity. The transcript has a single exon. The coding region runs from base 1 to 333 and encodes 110 amino acids. NCBI's taxonomy places the organism in Eukaryota, Fungi, Ascomycota, Saccharomycetes, Saccharomycetales, Saccharomycetaceae. Gene Ontology annotation, cellular component: mitochondrial intermembrane space.
AUGCCAGCUCCAUACAAACCAGGUUCCACCAAGAAGGGUGCUACUCUUUUCAAGACCAGAUGUCUGCAAUGCCACACCACCGAAGAAGGUGGUCCAAACAAGGUGGGCCCAAAUUUGCACGGUGUUUUCGGACGUCACUCCGGCCAAGCACCGGGUUUCUCAUACACGGACGCUAAUAUCAAGAAGAACGUGUUGUGGGACGAACAGAAGAUGUCAGACUACUUGGAAAACCCAAAGAAGUACAUCCCGGGCACCAAGAUGGCCUUCGGGGGUUUGAAGAAAGAGAAGGACAGAAACGAUCUUGUUGCGUACUUGGCCAAGGCUUGUAAAUAG